Zingiber officinale is the source of this 471-nucleotide messenger RNA. Its product is annotated as uric acid degradation bifunctional protein TTL-like. The transcript is spliced from 5 exons. NCBI's taxonomy places the organism in Eukaryota, Viridiplantae, Streptophyta, Magnoliopsida, Zingiberales, Zingiberaceae. The record is from RefSeq and is a predicted model, not a curated record. Bases 1 to 471 code for a protein of 156 amino acids.
AUGGCGUCUUUUUCAUGGACGGAGGAGGAUGUGCUACGGUGCUGCGGCAGCAAGCGUUUCGCCAAGGAGCUCGCCUUCGCCUCGCCGUUUUUCAACCUCCACCACGUAAUCCAGUGGUCCAAGGAAGAACAAUCUGCUACAAUGGCUAUUGCCAAUGAUACCACGUUGCAGGAGAAGUUUGGGUUUGUGUUCCUCAUCUGCGCCUCUGGAAGGGGCACGCUGGAGAUCCUUGUUGAAUUGAAGGAUUCGCCAGCCUCUCCCUCGGUCGCCGUGGCUCUAGCCGGGACCAUGGAUGGGCCUGCCAAUGACGAAGGGAAUCUCUCUGAUGCCAAAGGGCUUGCCAAGGAAGCUGCUUUCUUGUUCCAGAACCGACAGUUCCAGGAGUGCGAUGAAAUAUUGAGCCAGAUUUUUGAUAAAAAGAGAGACGAUGUGAAAGUUCUUCAUAACAUUGCAGUUGCAAAAUACUUUUGA